AUGGAUUUGAAUGAUCGUUCCUCCAAAAAAAUUAAUGCAACGGACGAUAGACAUGUGGGGGAAAUACCCAACAUUAUUAACAGUCAGGUAAAUGCAAUUAAAACUAAAAUGAGAAGAAAGAAGCUGAGUCGCCAUGGAAUGGAAUGGGACCCUAGAAACCUAUCUCUUCAUGUUCCCUAUAAGUUACUGCACCUGGUGUGGAUACACGCCCGUCAUUUAGCCGGGUACAGGCAACAGGAUGCCCACGAGUUCCUCAUUGCUGCCCUGGAUGUCCUGCACAGGCACUGCAAAGGUGACGAUGUUGGCAAGGUGGCCAGCAAUCCCAACCACUGUAACUGCAUCAUAGACCAAAUCUUCACAGGUGGCCUGCAGUCCGAUGUCACCUGCCAAGCCUGCCACGGUGUCUCCACCACUAUAGACCCAUGCUGGGACAUUAGUCUGGACUUGCCUGGCUCUUGCACGUCCUUCUGGCCCAUGAGUCCAGGGAGGGAGAGCAGUGUGAAUGGCGAAAGCCACAUACCAGGCAUUACUUCCCUCACGGACUGCUUGCGGAGGUUUACGAGGCCAGAGCACUUAGGAAGUAGUGCCAAAAUCAAAUGUGGUAGUUGUCAAAGCUACCAAGAAUCUACCAAACAGCUCACCAUGAAGAAGUUACCAGUUGUGGCCUGCUUUCACUUCAAACGGUUUGAACACUCAGCCAAACAGAGGCGGAAGAUCACUACGUACAUUUCCUUUCCCCUGGAGCUGGAUAUGACACCAUUUAUGGCGUCAAGUAAAGAGACGCGAAUGAAUGGACAGUUGCAGCUGCCAGCCAGUAGCGGGAACAACGAGAAUAAGUAUUCCUUGUUCGCUGUGGUUAAUCACCAAGGAACCCUGGAGAGCGGCCACUACACCAGCUUCAUUCGGCACCACAGGGGCCAGUGGUUCAAGUGUGAUGAUGCCGUCAUCACCAAGGCCAGUGUUAAGGAUGUACUGGACAGUGAAGGGUAUUUACUCUUCUAUCACAAACAGGUCCUGGAACAUUAG
Molecule: messenger RNA, 1026 nt
Organism: Acomys russatus (golden spiny mouse)
Lineage: Eukaryota; Metazoa; Chordata; Mammalia; Rodentia; Muridae
Product: ubiquitin carboxyl-terminal hydrolase 27-like
Exons: 2
Coding region: 1-1026 (341 amino acids)
Biological process (GO): protein deubiquitination
Molecular function (GO): cysteine-type deubiquitinase activity
Source: RefSeq, a predicted model, not a curated record